GGGAGGGGCUUGGCAGCUCCCGCGCCGCUCAGCUCGGCUCCACGCGCCCACGCCUCGCCGCUCGCCUUCGUGCCCCCUAGCCGGGCAUGCGCCCCCGAGCCCCGGGCCACCCAGAGCCGGCCGCGCAAGAUGGGCGCCCUCGGUCCCAGGCCGCCGCCAACGCCGCCGCUGCUGCUGCUGCUUGCGCUGGGAUUUGGGUGCUAUGCCCGGGAGGUGCUGGUUCCUGAGGGACCCCUGUACCGUGUGGCUGGCAUGGCCAUCUCCAUCUCCUGCAAUGUCAGUGGUUAUGAGGGCCCUGCCCGGCAGGACUUCGAGUGGUUCCUAUACAGGCCCGAGGCCCCAGAGUCUGCACUGGGCAUCGCCAGUACCAGGGAUACCCGAUUCUCCUAUGCUGUCUUCGGGUCCCGCGUGGCAGCUGGCGACGUGCAGGUGCAGCGUCUGCAGGGUGAUGCCGUGGUGCUCAAGAUCGCGCGCCUGCAGGCCCAGGACGCCGGCAUUUAUGAGUGCUACACACCCUCUACUGAUGCCCGCUACCUGGGCAGCUACAGCGGCAAGGUGGAACUGAGAGUUCUGCCAGAUAUGCUGCAGGUGUCUGCCACACCCCCAGGGCCCCGAGGCCGGCAGGCUGCAAUUUCACCCCCUCGCCUGACCGUGCAUGAGGGGCAGGAACUGGCACUGGGCUGCCUGGCGAGGACGAGCACGCAGAAGCACACACACCUGGCAGUGUCCUUUGGGAGAGCUGUGCCGGAGGCACCAGUAGGGAGAGCGACUCUGCAGGAAGUGGUGGGACUGCGGCCCGACCUGGCUGUGGAGGCCGGAGCACCCUAUGCUGAGCGGCUGGCUGCUGGAGAGCUGCAGCUGGGCAAGGAGGGCACCGAGCGGUACCGCAUGGUGGUGGGGGGCGCCCAGGCAGAUGACGCAGGCACCUACCACUGCACGGCCGCCGAGUGGAUUCAGGAUCCUGAUGGCAGCUGGGUCCAGAUCGCGGAGAAGAGGGCCAUCCUGGCCCACGUGGACGUGCAGACGCUGUCCAGCCAGCUGGCAGUGGCAGUGGGACCCGGAGAACGUCGCAUCGGCCCUGGGGAGCCCUUGGAGCUGCUGUGCAAUGUGUCAGGGGCACUGCCCCCAGCAGGCCGACAUGCCGCGUACUCCGUGGGCUGGGAGAUGGCACCUGCGGGGGCACCUGGGCCUGGCCGCCUGGUUGCCCAGCUGGACACAGAGGGUGUGGGCAGCCUAGGCCCUGGCUAUGAGGGCCGGCACAUUGCCAUGGAGAAGGUGGCAUCCAGAACCUACCGCCUGCGGCUGGAGGCUGCCAGGCCUGGUGAUGCAGGCACCUACCGCUGCCUCGCCAAGGCCUAUGUCCGAGGGUCUGGGGCCCGGCUUCGUGAAGCAGCCAGUGCCCGCUCCCGGCCCCUCCCUGUGCACGUGCGGGAGGAAGGUGUGGUGCUGGAGGCUGUGGCGUGGCUGGCUGGAGGCACCGUGUACCGUGGGGAGACUGCCUCCCUGCUCUGCAACAUCUCUGUGCACGGUGGCCCCCCCGGCGUACGGCUGGCCGCCAGCUGGUGGGUGGAGCGGCUGGAGGAGGGGGAGCUGAGCUCUGCCUCUGCCCAGCUGGUGGGUGGCGUGGGCCAGGAUGGCGUGGCAGAGCUGGGGGUCCGGCCCGGAGGAGGCCCAGUCAGCGUGGACCUGGUGUCGCCCCGAAGCCAUCGGCUGAGGCUGCACAGCCUGGGGCCCGAGGAUGAAGGCGUGUACCACUGUGCCCCCAGCGCCUGGGUGCAGCAUGCGGACUACAGCUGGUACCAGGCAGGCAGUGCCCGCUCGGGGCCAGUCACGGUGUACCCCUACACGCAUGCCCUGGACACCCUGUUUGUGCCCCUGCUGGUGGGCGCGGGCACUGCCCUUGUCACCGGCGCCACUGUCCUUGGCACCAUCACCUGCUGCUUCAUGAAGAGGCUGAGGAAACGGUGAUUCCUCCACAGGUGUUGACUCUCUGCCAGCCGAGCCCCGAGCCUGCCUCUGGCUGCCUGGCCUCCCUCUCCCUCUGCCCGCCCUUCCUUUAAUUUAUUUGACCUACCCCAACCCAGAGUGGGGGACACGGCUCCCUGUUCUCCACUCCUUCCUUCCCGACUCCUCCUCUGGCCUUCUGUCCUUGAUCUCAUACCCAGCCAGUAGGGAGGCGGUUCUCUGUCCUUGAAUUCGUUUUUCUAAAAUGUGAAUAAACUUGUUUUAUAAAA
Manis pentadactyla (Chinese pangolin) is the source of this 2234-nucleotide messenger RNA. It is a transcript of the gene IGSF8, whose product is annotated as immunoglobulin superfamily member 8. The record is from RefSeq and is a predicted model, not a curated record. The coding region runs from base 130 to 1968 and encodes 612 amino acids. Lineage: Eukaryota; Metazoa; Chordata; Mammalia; Pholidota; Manidae. The transcript has 7 exons.